Molecule: messenger RNA, 1636 nt
Organism: Misgurnus anguillicaudatus (oriental weatherfish)
Lineage: Eukaryota; Metazoa; Chordata; Actinopteri; Cypriniformes; Cobitidae
Gene: mob3c
Product: MOB kinase activator 3C
Source: RefSeq, a predicted model, not a curated record
UACAGCCCCAAACACACACGACACGACACGCAUACACAGACACACAAAAAACAGAAGGGCCUACCAGACAAAAUCAGGAUAUGACAUCAUUCACAGGAUAGGGAAGCCACAAAACUUUUCUAUUUGUGUUGAUCUUUUCGUAUUCUAGAGAGGUUUUUGUGCAGUACAUGAGUGAAAAGUUAAAGGUUUCUUACAGGAUAGUUUGGAUUUACACUCUGCACUCUUGGAGAAAACAGGAAUUCUUCUUAGGUUUCCCACAGAUCCCUCAACAUUCCAAGUGUCUUCAGUGGGACUAAAUUCAGAAAAUUCCCCAUUUGAUGGGACUGUGGCCCAGUGAAUGACUAUGAAAUAUCCAGAUCCUGAUUGGUAGCCGACUCCAUCAUCACCCUCCAGAGACCAGCGAUGGAUUUUUGCUUGGGCCAGGUUUUCAGCAAAGAUAAGACAUUUCGGCCCCGAAAGCGUUUUGAACCUGGAACACAGCGCUUCGAACUGUACAAAAGAGCCCAAGCUUCAUUGAAAUCAGGCCUUGACCUUAGGAAAGUCGUGCAGCUGCCAGAAGGGGAGAACAUUAACGAUUGGAUAGCCGUGCACGUCGUGGAUUUCUUCAAUCGUAUCAACCUCAUCUAUGGGACGGUCAGCGAGUUCUGCACCGAGAAGAGCUGCCCAAUUAUGUCUGGCGGACCACGUUAUGAAUACAGGUGGCAGGAUGGAGAUCAAUACAAGAGGCCCACCAAACUGCCUGCUCUUGUAUACAUGAGCCUUCUGAUGAACUGGAUCGAAUCGCUUAUUAACAAUGAGGACAUCUUUCCUACAAGAGUAGGAAUCCCUUUUCCCAAAAACUUCCAGCAGGUUUGCAAGAAGAUCUUAAGCCGGCUCUUUCGGGUCUUUGUACAUGUCUACAUUCAUCACUUUGACACCAUAUGCAAUAUGGGAGCGGAAGCUCACAUCAACACCUGCUACAAACAUUACUAUUACUUCAUCUCUGAGUUCACUCUCAUCGAUCAGUCAGAGCUGGUGCCUCUGAAAGAAAUGACAGAGAAGAUCUGCCACUGAAAGAAUGUGUUGAAUGGAUGUGCCUGCAAAACCACAAAAUGUAUAUAUGAGCCAGAAAAACAAUCAUUUCAAACUUUCAGAACAAUAUGUGAAGUCUGAUAUGAGAUUAGAGACUCUUAAGUGAGCAAACUGCAGUAUGAAACAUGUAUUUCGUGUCCUUUAAUUCUAUGUGUGUCUUCUAAAGGCAGCACAAACUUAAAAUUCACCAGUAAAUGUCAACAAUGACAAAUUUGUUAUCUUUGUAUUGGAGUAUUGGUAUGAAAUGCUGACUUGAGUUGUUAGUGUUCUGCAUACAUUUCUGAGAAUUUCAUAAUGUGAUAUUUAUCUUUAAGGGGAGGGAAAUUUGAUAUUGCAUGUUUUAACCUCUGUUGUGAGACUGUAAUGGUUCAAGUCAACCUGAUAAACAGGUUCAAGUUGUUAUAUUCUUGCGCUGUCGUGUCUGUAUGGGGGCAGAAGCCUUGAGUAGCUUUACUUAACCAGGUUAUGUGUUGCCUGUGACUGAUAACGAACAGCGCCUAAAUGUUUUGUUUAUUUUGCAUGCAAACAGAUUUGAAAUACAUUUUCCAAUUACUUUUCUUAAAAA